AUGGUAUUAGUUCAUGAUAUUAUGAGUAGAAAGGGCUGGGUGGAGACGUUUCCAGGUGCAAUGGGCAAUAGUCUUGGACAAAAAACGUCUUAUAGUCUUGGCGGAGAGAGCAGUAGAACCCGAAUUGAAUCAGUAAUAGAGGCACUUCGCAAAGUUGCAGAUGUUGAGCGACAGCUACGUGAAAACAAAGGCUGUAGCAAGUUUGAUCUGCUGAAUAUAACAUUCGACGAACGGCGAUGGAAAAAAGAGGCGCUUUUGGCCGUGCAAGUUGCUAACUUGAUGACAUCUUUAUGGCGCGUUCCCGGGGAUAAUGGUUAUCCUGUAGCAGCAAACGAUGCUCUGCUUUACCAUUAUGUCCGCUCAAACGUGUUAUUUUCGCCGUCUGUGUUCGGAUCAGCGAUCUGUUUUGACAACAAUUCGUACAAAAACUACACACGAUUUUGCCCGUACGCCUUCCGAGAUUCCAACCUAAACGGGAGUGUUCAUGUGUUUGAUAUAGCCAAUGGGGAUUUUGACUAUACCACUGAUCUAAACACGCCCUGGUGGCACAAACCAAAAAACAAUGCUCUCACCUUCAAACCCGCAAAAUCCUCCAGCAUAUACGAGGAGCGUUUCAACGCAACCGCGAGAAAGGCGAAAAAAACAGUGGUAGUUCCUCGUGUAACGUUUGAAAGUGGAACCUGGACUCGACCUUAUUUCGACUGCUUUGGAGGCAAGGUUUGGAUGGUCACAUAUCUCGCGCCAAUUUUUAAUGAAACAGAUGAAUUUUUGUAAGUAUCAGUGUUUCCUGUUGAAUUCUGCUGUGUGUUUUAGCUAGAUGCCUUCUGAUUUUAUUGCGUUAAAUUUGCGUGAAAAAUAAACAGAAGAAAGGGAGAGUAAUUUAAAGGUUUCGUUGCCAGGUAUAAUAUUAUUUAUGUUGGCAAUUUAAUCUAUAGAUCGUUUUCACUGUCACGCAACAAAAAAAAAUAAAUUGGAAACCGUCCGGUGGAAGAAGCCAAGAAAAUGACAUGUUAUAAAAGACUAAUUUUUAAACAAUUUGUCAACGUUUCAGGUCUUCGUGGCCGACAGUUUCUGAGUUAUUUGCCGAAACGUUUCACGCACCUUUGUAGAGCUUUGUAUGGAGACGCCAUAUUGAUGCACCGUUUUGGUGCACCAAUAUGGCCCCGGAAAAAGACAAAAACAUCUGGAGUUCACUUUUUCUACAAAAGCUCUUUCUUUUCACUCGAAAACUAGCAUACGCGCGGAUAAACAUAUCGUCCGACACUUGAAAUGGUUAUACUGCUGAAAAUCAACAGGAGAGACUUUUUUUCAAUGAGACAGCAUUCUAAUUUUGGUGUCACGCACUGUGACAACUUGGAAGUUCAAAUUGCUGUAUUUUCGAAAUGAAACAUACUACGGAAAUGGAAACUUGUACAAAGAUUCACUUUUUGUUUAUCGUCAACCUAGUGAAUAUAAGAAUUCGUAAAACCUCGCUAUUUUGACUUUACAAUUUGAUGACGUCACUGUGAAAACCAUCUAUUCUAGUGCGACUGUUUUAUUGCGAUUGCGGAUAAUUCACCCAUCACAACAAGAACUGCUCUAAAAGUACAAUCGGUCAGGUGUUUAUUUUUCUUUUUUGAUUAUAUAGUGGAAUUCUCCGCUUGUCUGCUUAAACUGAACUGCAAAUGUAAAUUUUAACUUGUUAUUUUUAAUAUUUGCAUGCGACUAACAAGUUAAAUAGUCAGAUAUAUUUUGCAUAAUUUACUUUCGUAAGGAUUACACCCGAUUAAUUUUGUUCUGUCCUGCUGAAGUUUGCAUUAUCUGCUUCAAUACAGUUACGACUGCAUUUUUUUUUUCAGUAAGGAGAUGUCAUUUUAGGAACAUUUUGGCACAAAUUUCUUAUAGCACAGAGGGUAGAGUUCUGAAAGAGGCCCGUUCUGUACUAUACUCUUAAGUCUCCCGACAUCCUUUAGCUUACUGUAUUCUAUGCCUAAAUGAUCACAUAAAAUUUGCACCCAGUAGGUGACCACAUCGCAUUUCGCGAUUCCAUUACUACCAUUUAAGUUAAGUAGCCACGAUAGCACGAAAACAAGGAAUAUGCUAUCUUUAAAAGAAUGGGACAAAAUCGUACGAGGAGAACCUCAGAAUUCUUAAAAGAAAACCGUUUAAAUAAAACACUACUUAAAUGGACGAAUGAGACUGAAGUAUUUUCUUUAAGACUUGCAUUUGGAACAUCCAGUGACAUGUUCAACUGCGCCACCUGCAUCAUCAUCAUCAUAUAAUAAUAAUAAUAAUAAUAAUAAUAACAAUUCAUUUAUAUGGCACUUAUUCCUUGAGAGUCCACAAGCGGUUCACACUAAUAAAAAAAUUGAAAAUUUCGGUAAAAAAUAAAAUAUAACUUAAAUAAAAUCUCAGAAUCUUGGGACCAAUCUCUUACAUACCUUCAUAAAAAGGUUUGUUUUAGUUUUCAUCAGGAUAUUUCAUCUGAAUCAUUUAUUUAUUUAUUUAUUUUUUCAAAAAGGAACAAAAACUAAUAUCGGUUUUUACAGCACUAAAUUUCCAAUGGCCGCUUUUUUAAGUUUUUAAAAACCAUACAAUUUUUUUGUUAUCAAAAUAUUGAAGCGGCUUUUAAUUAAAAGCUUGAUAAGAUCCGAAAAACUGACAUGUAAUAAGUGCAUGCCUAAUUAUUACGUUAAGUAGCCACGAUAGCACGAAAACAAGGAAUAUGCUAUCUUUAAAAGAAUGGAACAAAAUCGUACGAGGAGAACCUCAGAAUUCUUAAAAGAAAACCGUUCAAAUAAAACACUACUUAAAUGGACGAAUGAGACUGAAGCAUUUUCUUUAAGACUUGCAUCUGUGACAUCCAGUGACAUGUUCAACUGCGCCACCUGCAUCAUCAUCAUAUAAUAAUAAUAAUAAUAACAAUUUAUUUAUGUGGCGCUUAUUCCUUUAGAGUCCACAAGCGGUUCACAUUAAUAAAAAAAUUGAAAAUUUCCUUUAAAAAAAAUAUAACUUAAAUAAAAUCUCAGAAUCUUGGGACCAAUCUCUAACAUACGUUCAUAAAAAGGUUUGUCUUAGUAUUCAUCAGGAUAUUUCAUGUGCAUCAUUUAUUUAUUGAUUUAUUGAUUUAUUUAUUUUCAAAAAGGAACAAUUUUACAGCGGUAAAUUUCCAACAGGCUUUUUAAAGUUUGUAAAAACCAUAUAAUUUUUUUUUGUUAUAAAAUGAUUGAAGCGGCGAAAAACUGACAUCUAAUAAGUGCAUGCUUAAUUAUCUAGCUUUAUGGACAAAAGUUAGGCGUUCUUGUUAAAGUAAAACUCCUAUAACCAUCCAAUUGUCGUCAAGAAGUAGUAAAGGGCUAUACACUGUUCUGUCUUUGUUGAUAGGCAAAAUUAGCGAACGAACGAAAGAAAAAAAGAAGAAAGAUGUCUUGAAUAAUGUAGCGAACUACUCCAUAUACCGAAUUAGAUAAAAUGGAAACACCGAUAAUGUUCAAACCAUUAAGUCAACAGUGGGAUUAAAACAAAGUAUAUGCAUCUUUCCAACCAGGCAUUUGAAGUUAUCACAUUACUUAUUAACUUUUUAGUUAUCUGAAUAGGUGUUAUUUCGUUUGAAGAAAACAGGUGUUUUUUCUUCAGCUUUGUUAGGUUGUAUGGCACAUGAUGAUCAACAGAAUUAAAGCUACGUAUUACGUACGUAAUUUCACGAGCCGUUAGGCGAGAGAAAUUUGAGACAAUUUUGAAAUAUCACUCGUGGUAUUUAUGCCAAAUAUCACUACAAAGAAUGCUAUUACCUAUACUAAUAUCACUGCAAAUUUAAAAGGCCUGUUUUAGCCCGAAUUCAUUGGGAGUCGUUGUCGAGUAAACUGCAGAGUACACCGUUGGGGUUAUUGGUUCAUAGUAAUUUCGGCCUUAAAAUGAAGCUGAUUUGGACCCAUUGGUCUAAAUAAGUCCCAGAAUGGGAUGAGACAGUUUUUAACGGGACUCCCACGCGCGCGAGCCCCAUACUCAUAGAAUAUGGUCAACCUCUUAUCGUUUGGUUGUCACGUGAUUGACCGAGCGUACGUACGUACGUAAGUACGCGUCUACGGAUUGUACGGGUAGGUUAGGGGAGACUAUAAAAAGGAAGGGAGGGGUGUCUCAGGCGUGUCUUGGCAAGUCCACAUCUUUUACAUUGGACAUUCACAAUAUGGUCAAUUGACAGCUGUCAAAACAGGAUAGCCACUGACCAGUAUCCCAUGACCAUAUAGCGGGCUCAUGUGUCAAGUCAUUGAGGUGACGUGAUUUAUUUGGAAGCUGUCCGCUGACCAGUUAAUUGUUUUACUAGAUCACGAUUAAUGUUCAAUCUCAUAGUUUUUAGCUAGUUUGGGAUCGGAGCACAGGAAAACUGAUACACAUUUUUGGACAUGAAUGUUGUGAUCAAUUGACAGCUGUCAAAACAAGGUAUCCGCUGACCAGUAUCAUUUGAGCGUAUCGCGGGCUCUGGUGUCGACCCAUCGAGGUCACUUAUUUUUUUGAAGUUAUCCGCUGACAAGGUACUGGUUUUCAAAUGAUCGCAGGCUCAAGUUUAAUGUUUUUUUAAAUUGAAAUGAAAUAUGUUAUGUUUAUGUGCCGCACAAUUAAAAUUUUGAUUUCAAACCGACCUCGGACGCGAAAGUUCAACCAGCUGCUACAGGCAGGGAAGACAAUUGCUUUGACUUUUCUCACCAUGUUCACGCGUUGGUCACGCUCUACGUCCAAUUUUUAUGCUCUGAUUGGUCAAAAUUUGACUUGCUUAAUGCGUAAGACGGUUGCAAAGUGUGAAGCGAUACUGGCCUUACGUGAUCCCAUUCAGGAGCUGCAUCUCGAGUGGUAAGCCAGAGUAAUUAUUUUAUUUGAUGUCUGUUUUUUAUGUCUAAUUUAGUGAAGAGGAGAGUAGUUUAUGCGGGUAUUUAGUUUAUGCACGUUUGUAAGAUUUGAGACAAUGAUCUGACCGAGUAUCGGGUUUGUUAUAAGCUUACAGAUCUUUAAAAAGCCUUUAGACAUUUUCUCACCGCAAAUAGAAAGAACACGUUCCAAAGAAUAUUUAGUUAUAAUUCUGGCUGUAAAAGAAAGUUUUGAGCGAUUUUCCUGCCUCGAGCUCGUCUUUGAAAAAAGGAAACACCGGGAAGCUGGCUUAAAACAUAAACUUCAGCUUUAAGCUCGAAGACUCAGGAUUUUUAGAGACACUUUAAUACUUGUCUUUCUGAAUGAAAAUUGUCGUCCCUGUAUAUGUUUCACCGAAUUAUAUUUCUUUUAUUGAUUAUUAGUAGUCUCUCUUGUAAUUUUAAUCGCUGUGCCGAUUGUUUUCAGUCGUUCAGUGAACAUCGCUUCCCGCAGUGCUCAAAAUGCUGCUCGUUAAACCAUUUUAACGUAACGGUGUUAAUGUUCAUUCAAACACUCGCUACAGCUAGCACUGCAAAAGUCAGAACCGGCUGGCCGUAUAGGUGAUUUUGGAAAUUUUUUUUUAACGGUUUAGCUAAAACCCUCGCGUGCUUCGAUCGUCCUGAAUAUUGAAUGAUAGCAAUUUGUAUUGCAAAAUUGUGAAAAACUUCAUUCUGUUGUCCGAGGUCUGUAUGAUAAAAACAGUGCCUCAUAGUACUGUUUCACCUCAGAGGUGACGUAUAAAUGAUAUAUAAGGUUGGUUUACACGCACCCAGAUUUGUUGGCAAGAUUUUGUAAAGUAAACUUUUCGAACGCAAAAAAUUCGCCCGGAAUUUUUUUUCCAGGCCUAAUUAACCUACGGUGAUCAAGAGCCAUUUAUGUGGCUCUUAACAAAUGUAAUCGAAGACGAUUGUGAGUUUUUGGGUGUACAUAUGAGGCUAUCAACUCGAUGUAAGAUUUGGUUCACUCUUGGGCUGUUAUUUUUCUCUAAAAUCACUUAGCCUUCCCUGAAAAGUCACAUCAUGAGUGUGCUCUACAGUUAGCUGAAUUGUGGAAUACAAGUUUGUUGUUUGAUUUAAAUUAUAGAUUUAUUAAUGGGGGCCUUGCUUUUAGCCCUGGCUAAAUCUAUAUAUUACAAGAGCUUUUUGGCUCAAAUCGAGUUCAAAUGACUCACUCAGCGAGAGGCAGUGAAUCAGAGACUUUAGGUUCCUAAGUGCUAAGAUGGCAUCUCUCGCUUUAAAAGCAGUUACAUUGUGUCAACCCUGUAAAGGACUAAUCACACUUUUCCUUCGUUUUCCAGUGGUGUGGUCAGCGUUGAUGUAGCUCUUAGCGAUAUCGACAUCAACCAAUGUGAUAACCAAUACACCUCUGAACAAGGAGACAAAGAGAAUUUAAUAGAGUUUAUGGGAACUCAUUUGUGCAAGCCAUCAACAAAGGCAAGAGCAUGUGAAUAAAGACAUUUUGAAAAUACAUUUGGUCAAUCAAUCCCUAAAGGGCGUAUUUUUAAAAUGGAAAAGCAGAAACACAUAAGGUAGGGCUGACUAAACGUCAUUUCUUUAGGAGAAUCCAAGAUACUUGAAGAUUUUAGAUUAGUUAAAAUUACGUCGGGAGAGACGAAAAAUCCAAAAUCCCUUUAAGGCGAGAUUCAGCGGGGAAGAGAAUCUGUGCCGUAGGAAACAUACCAUUCAUGAACCUGGAAAUUAGGUUUUAGAUUCCAUCUGAUGAAUCCUUUAGAAGUUUGGUUUCUUGAGAUACAAAACUCAUUUCUGGAUUUCCCUUCAAGAGGCCACACAUAAAAUCAUAAAAAAGGUGCCAAAGGUUGUUCAUGGGCGAAUAUAUACAUACUAUUUCAAAAGUAGGUUGAGUUUGAUCGUCCGAGUGAACGUAGUCCUAAAUAGGACUGUUGUUGUUGACAAUGACUGACGUUUCGACAACCUGUGCGGUAGUCAUCUUCAGAGUCCAAGUGAGUUGUAUCACGUCGGUUGAUGGUAUUAUACUCUAGUUAUUGAUCUGAUUGGUCAGUUACGUCGUGAUGUUAUUGGUCGUCUGUCAGUUAAGCCGUGAUGUUAUUGGCUACGAAGACUCGUAAUCAGUAAUUGGUGCGUUUCAGUUCGUCUAAUGUCACAGUUAAACAGUCGUCUAUUGUUAGUCAAAGUGUCAGUUCUCCAGGCCAGUCGUUCUCUCGUAGUUAGUUUUGCUUGAUCUCGUCAAUAAGUCGUUUGUACGGCGCUGGUAGCUGUUAGCUACAAUUCAGUGGCGUUUGUUCUAAGUUAGUAAACCAGCUUUCUAAAGCAAGACGUUGAUAGCAGUCUGUAGAAUACGUUAUACAUGUCGUAGAGUCCCAGUCAAUUUGAUGUUUCGUCUGUAAAUGGUGCUCAGCAAUGUGAUUGUUGACGUCAACAUUCCUCGUCACUCGUUUGUGUUCGGUCAGUCGCGUGCUUAGGUUUCUGCCGGUUUCACCAAUGUAAGAAGCCUGGCAGUCUCAGCAUUUGAUCUUGUAUACUGCUCCCUCUCUGUCCUCCGAUUUGUCUUUGUCCUUGACAUUAGUAAGCAGUCGCCGUAAAGUGGUUAUCGGUUUGUGUGCAACACGUAUAUUGUAAGGUUGUAAUAUACGUGCAAUAGUUUCAGAGGUGCCUCUGAUGUACUGUAUAGUCGCUGUUGUAACAGGGCCAGAGAGUGGAGUUCUCGAUCGAUACGAUCCAGGAUAAACAUGUCAGAAAUCCAAGAUUGCUAACCUAAUUCGUCACCCAUGAUAUUAAUAGGUAAAAAGGCUCGGGAAAUUAUUAGGAUUUGACAAAACGCGCGUGAAAUUAUUCCCUAAUUUCACUCUUCACCAUUUGAUUACACAUUCUUAUACAAUCAAUCGUAUUCUCUCUCCAAAUUACUUUCAGAUUUUAGAAUCACUGCGCUCAUGUUAGUUUAAGUCAUCUUAAAACCACUAACAAUGCUUUCGUCGGAUGAUAAAGCCUUUUCGGGGGAUGGGGGGGGGGGGGGGGUACAAGAAUCACUUUCUUAUGCAUGAAAAUCUUUUGCAGUAAUGACUUUGUUUUCUUACUCUCCGAUACAGUGUGAGACAGUUCUUAACCAAGGAUUCAAGAGAGGAAGCUAUGUUUGCACAUGCAAACGUGGCUUCUACUUCCCAGACGCACUUGCUCCAGAAAAAGCAUUCAACGGCUCUGUUAUUGAACGCGAACAUGAUCGGAUGCUCUGCGGAGAAUCGAACGCCUUCGAAAAUAACUUCGACUGCCGUCGUUGCAGUGAGGGAUGUGACGAGUGUGUUGAUGGCAGUCCAUGUAUUUACACUUUGAAGAUCGUGAUCCGUCUGUUACUGUGCUGUCUAAAUGGUGCUGUUAUGGUUUUGACGAUAGUGUUUGCUGUGUACGUGGCUCUCCACUGGAAGGAUAAGGUAUUCAAGCAAAGAAUAUCACGUGUGCGGUAUGACUGUCUCGGAAAUGGUUUUAAUAAAUUUCCUAAUUUUUUUUUUUAACAGAUUAAGUUUCAUCCGACUCUACUCGGCUUAUACACUACACAGUUUAGAAAUGAAUGAGAAGUGCGCCAGAAAGAUGCACAUAUCCCGCGACUUAUCUGAUACCCGCGUUUAAAUGACAUCUUUCUGGGGACGAGUCAAAUACUCAAUAGAUUAUUCCUAUUACUCAUUACUCAUUUGCUUCAUCCGCAGUUCAGAUAUUACGUAUAUUUCUUGUAUUCUUGUAUUCAAAUUCUACCUAAGUCAGAUACUAAGACAGCCAAAUAAAUCAAAUGUACGAAAGUUGGAGGAGUGAUUGAAACUAUCUUAAAAGGCCCAUCUAAGCUCAUUUUAUACACUCCGGGUACUUGGAGCCAGUUACAGAGAAAACAUCUGGUAUUAACUCAGUUAAGAACGCAAUAAUGCUAUAGAUCUGGGUCGAAGACAGAUAGAAACUUAAAUUUGAUGGCCCACGAAGCCUUAUAAUAUACUACUAGGCCCAUUUUCUUGGUGCGCCUUGUUUUUAAACCAUUACUGGUAUUUGCAGACAAACAUGAGAUAGAUUGCAGGGGUGUAAUCAAGGAAUAACUUCAUUCUGUUUUUCUUCUUCCUCACUAGAUUUUUAAGGCCUCGAGUCCCCGCUUCAUGGAGAUCAUUUUCCUGGGUGCUCUGCUAAUGUACUUAACGGUUAGUUCUCAAACUUUAUCACAUCUUCAACCUUUAUCAUCCUUGCGGGAUAUGUCCUACUCUUUAUAGCUACCUUCCUCCUAAACCCAUUUAUUUAAGUAAUAAAGGUAGUACUGGCGCCCUGAUUGACCGAGAGGCGUGUUUGUAUGAGAAUACGUAAACGUGGUUGCGACGUCAGGAUGUUUUGCUUUUAGCGCGCUUAUCAUGCAAGCAUGAAUUUGAAAAAGUUUUUGAGUUGAAAACUUGACAAUUUCAGUUUAUUUACCCUUUCGCUCGUCAACCGAAACUUGGAAAAUCGUUACAAACAUGCUAUGCCAACUUAUUUUCUUGUUUUUUUUUCUCGCUUAAGCUGACAUUUUAAGCGAGAAAAAUCCAUAUUUUCUGCAAAACAAGAACUGAUUUCGCGUGUAAGACUUCGCGACUGGUAAGAAUUUCUCUUUUAAUCAGUGCCAUAGAAAAAGGGUUUGCGCUUUUUCUAGAAAGUUAAUUUAUAAAUGCAAUAGAAAACUUUUACCUGUAUUUGCAUAGACUGAAAUAAACACGAGAGGGGUUGGGAGAUUUCGAGACAGUUAUGCAAACCCGAGACGAAUAACCCCUCUCUUGUUUAUAUCAGGCUUUGCAAACACGCAAAUCGUUUUCUAUUGGUGUUUUCCAAAGGGUGUUCCCAACUGCCAUAAUAAGCUCUCCGACGACGUUUUUUCAGCUGACUGAUGAAAUGGUCAAAAAUGGUGGCGAAAUUUGAUCCGUAUGGCCCGAUGAUUAAUCGCGUCAAUCGUAUUUUGAUUGUGUCAAGAGCCCAGUUGUCUGCGAUGCUUAUGGCGAGUGUUACGAACCAAAUGCUCGUUUUGUCGUAUUUAGCAUUCGAAACAUUAUUCAAGUUUUUUUUUUGUUUACUUUAUCUCUUUUGUUUACUUUAUAUAUGAUUGAAUACGGUAAGCAUAAACUAAGCCCAAAACGUGUUGUACUCCCUCAAAAAAAUUUGUCAUGUUACACCCAUACCUCCUACCUUAGCGUAUUAGUAGCGGAGCUCCACGCACGGCGCGAAGCGUCGAACGUGGGCGGAGCCCCAUAUCUAAGGAAAUCUACCUAUCCCAGAAAAUUUGGUAAUCACGUGACCGUACACCGAACGAAGGAACGACCGUCCGACCGCGCCACAGGGAAACUAAUGUUUACUCUCACACUCUCUAGCUAGUUUGGGAGCUCAAGAGAAAACUAAUUGCACACCAAUGUUGUGAUCAAUUGACAGCUGUCAAAACAGGGUAUCCACUGUACCACCUGACCGUACCGCGGGCUCAAGUAUCGACCCAUCGAGGUCGAGUAUUUUUUGAAGUUACCCGCCGACAAAUUACCAGUUUCAAAUGAUCGCAGGCUCAAGUUUAUUUUUUCCAGUGAUUCAUAUGAAAUAUGUUGUGUUUAUGUUAAUGGCCUCGCACUAUUAAGAAGUUUGAUUUUAAACUGAACUAGGACGCGAAAGUUCAGCCAGUUUUUUAAAAAUACAUGCGGGAAGUACCUUUUCUUACCAUCGUCACGCGUUGGUCAGGCUCUACAUCCAAUUUUUAGGCUCUGAUUGGUCAAAAUUUGACUUGUGAGUUCAUGCGGAAAAUUUAUGUAGUUGAAACUUGUUUACUUUGACAGCUGAAGCUGACAGAGUUUUGUGUCAACUUGUGAUGUUUUGAACUGUCCUCUUCCAAUGGAUGUACAAAAUGAAAUACAGCUGCUAUCAAGAGUCUUCUGUUAUUCAUGGCUGGUUUGUUUAUUGGGUUUUUGGUUGAGAAAUGCGUCGCUUGUCAAAAUUUGGUAAUCCGAUUUCGGAUGGCAUCGUUUUCGUUUUUCACCUCGCUUAAUGCGUAUAUUAAAGAGGUUUAAAAGUCUCAGGCAACUGUGUCUUCCUUGAUAGCUUUUAGGAACUGAAUCUCGAAUGGUAAGCUUGAGUAAUUAUUGUAUUUGAUCUUUGUUUUUGUUAUAUCUAAUUUCAUGAAGUCGAGCACAGUUUAUGCGGCACGUUUAUGCACGUUUGUAAGAUUUGAGUCAAUGAUCUGACCUACUAUCAGGGGGGAUUUAAGCUUACAGAACUUUAAAAGGCCUUCAGAUAUAUUUUCUCACCGCAAAUAGAAAGAAAACGUUUCGAAGGAUAUUUAGUUAUAUAUUUGGCUGUAGAAAGAAAACUUUGAGCGAUUUUCUAGCUUCGAGGAGUUCAUCUUUGAAAAAAGCAAACACCGGGAGGUCGGCUUAAAGUAAAACAUAAUUAACUUAAGCUUAAGCCUUAAGCUUAAAGACUCAUGAUUUUUAAAGACACUUUAAUACCUGUCUUCGAGAAUGAAAAUUGUUGUCUCUGUAAAUUUUUCGCCGAAUUAUAUUUCUUUUAUUGAUCGUCAGUAGUCUCUCUUGCAAUUUUAAUCGCUUUUACGUGCCGUUUGUUUUCAUCGUUCCUGGAUGAACAUCGCUUGCAGGAGUACUAAAAAAUGUCGCGCGUAUCAAACGCUUUAUAGGAUUACACAUCGUUAUAAGUGAAACCAUUAAAUAAAAAAAAAUAAUAAUAAAUUCGUUAUUAUGUUGAAGCGUAACUAUAUUAAAGUUCAUUCAAACACUCGACCACACUGACAGCUCGCGCUAGAAAUGAGAACCGGCUGGCCGUAUGGGUGAUUUUGGAAAUUUUUUGAACGGUUUCGCUAAAAGCCCACGAUUGAUCGUCCUGAAUAUUGUCUAAGUGCAAUUUGGCUUGAAAACUUGUGAAAUACCGCAUUCUGUCCAAGGUCUGUAUGAUAUAUAAGUAGUACUGUUUCACCUCAACUGUGAUGUAUAAAAAGUAUAAAAGGUUGGUUUACACACCCCCAGAUUUGUUGGCAAGAAUUUGUAAAGUAAACCUGUCGAACGCAAAAAAAUUCGCCUGAUUUGGUUUCCGAGAAAUUGUUUUCGAGGCCUAAUCUACUGUGAACAAGAGCCAUUAUAUAUGGCUCUUGAAUAUGAUGGAAGACGUUUGCUAUUUUUUGGGUGCACGUGUAAGGCUAUCAACUCGAUGUAAGCUGUUUCAUUCUAAAAUAACUGAGCCUUUCCCUCAAAUUCACAUGAAUGUACCCUUUAAGUUAACUGAUUUGUGGAUUACAAGUUUAUUGUUUGAUUUAAAUUAUAAAUUUAUUAAUAGGAUCUUCUCUUUUAGCCCUGGCUAUAUAUUAGUACUGUAGGGACCGAUUAGACACCUUUUCUGAGGGGUAAUCUCAUAAAUUUUUGAGGGAUACUUUAUCGUCGAUAAUGUCAUAGCCUUUUGUUUUCAUGAAUAAAGUCCGGAAAAUCUCGUUAAGAUAAGGUCGUGUGCUAUUUAUGGGUGGCCUACCCCGUUGGACAGGUUUUCUAAUUAUUUCUAGGUCGAUAAAUGUCUUGCUUUUUAGAUGGUUGACUAAAACUGAGAAAAGUGUUCAUUGGUUAAUUCAUGUUCGUAGUCACCGAAGUUCUAUUUCCUGCCACUUUCAUUGUGCAACAAAUUUUUCCAUUUCCGAUUCACUGGUUCUUGGCUUGCAAAUCGUGCAUAGUAGUAAUUUUGAAUACUAGCUAGCUUUUUCUAGCACCAAAUCAAACUUUUCACUUACCUUUUCCUGUCUUCCACAAUUCACUUACUUCGCUCCUCCUCAUUUUGUUUUAUUUUCCCUCCACCACCAUCACCACCUCAUUUCUAAUGUUUUUCCACCACCAUCACCACUAAAUUUCUGUUGUAUUCUCUCCGGCACCCCCACCAACAACAGACUUCAACUGUCCUCCCUAAGGCAGCACAACCACCCAUGUGCAAUUUUUUACAUCCACGACCACCACCACUGCAUUUCUAUCUUCUCUACCAACACCAACACCAACAACAUAUUUCUAUUGUUUUCCCUGCACCACCCCCCACCAGGAACACACUCAAUUGGUUUCCCUAAACCACCACCACCCAUGUGUAUUCUUUUACAUUCACUACCACCACCAGCUACCACCACCACAUUUUUAGUGUUUUCCCCCCACCACCACCACCACCACCGCCACCAGCAACACACUUCAAUUGUUUUCCCUCUACCACCACCACCACAUCUCUAUUUUCCCUCCACCACCCCCACCAGGAACACACGUCAGUUGCUUCCCUAAACCACCACCACCACCCAUGUGUAAUGUUUUGCAUCGACUACCACCACCACCACAACGACAACAACAACAACAACAACACACUUCAGUUGUUUUCCCUACACCACCACCCAUUUGUACUGUGUUGCUUCCCCCAAGCCGCCACUACCACCACCACCACCACUACCUUUCUAUUGUUUUCCCUCCACCGCCAUCGCCACCACCACCACGAUCGCAUUUCUACUGGUUUUCCUCCUUCUCCAACUACACAUUAUCUACCCCACAUUGACUCUCUAUUGGCCGUACAUCGCCUCCCACAUCAACCCUACAUCGACCCAACAUCGAUCCAACAAUAAAAAGAGGACGAGGAGGGGAAAUAUUACAGAGAAUAAUCGAAUUGAUCAUUUUUCAUCACGGUUCGGUGUUCUUAUGAUCAAACGGUAUUUUCCAGCAUCUUGAUACUUUCUUUUCGCAGCUCAUCGUUUCGUACUUCAAACCCACCGACAUCAGCUGUGUUAUAAAACCUUGGCUGCAGCACAUUGGCUUUUCACUCGUUUAUGGACCCUUGGCUCUCAAAACAUGGAGGUAUUGCAAAAAUCUGUUUAUUAACAUAAGAUUCCAGAAUUCUUGAUUUUUCUUAACGAUACGAAAACUACUUUUGGUUACACAUAAAAUGAUGGUGUAGGUAUUUUCAAGCAUCUGUACCCUUGCCUCACUUCUUAUGGCGAUACAGACAUUUGCGGUAUUUAAAACCAGUCCCAUAUUUCAGUGAUUGUAGAGUGAAUAAAUAGUCCGCAGUUAUGAGGAAGGUCCAAUGAUAGCCAUACAGUGAAGCGCAGCCACUACAGUUUCCACGUAUACCAGGGGACCUGUUGUCAUUUUAACAUUGUCUCAACCUUGGAUUGUACUGAAAAGUUCAUUUUUUUAUAGACUGCCUUCAUGGCUUGCAAUCAAUUUAAGUCAAAAGCGGAUAGGGAUAUGAAAGUAGAUCUGAUUGUUGCAGUUAAACUGACCCUGAUAAAAUACUGGGUUGAUCGAGGAAAACAUUUCUCGUCCGAAAUCUUUUCAUAAACUCCUGAAAAACCUAUACCCUUCAGGAUGGGGAAGGGUAAUUGCUGUUCAACAUUUGUUAUUGUUAGGCAUCUUUGCUCAAAUAUUGUUUCAGGUUCAAUCUAAAUCUCGUUCAGUAAACUGUGUUUAUUACGACCGUAUUAACUUAAACCUCAGUAUUUAUUUGGUGAUAACGCUGGUCACUGCGAAGAGUCGGAUAUGACUUCAGUUUUCUAGAAAUAACAAGGAAGUAGUGGUAGGAAGGUGGCAUCCUUUACCCAAACGAACAAGGAAAGCUUAGCUUGGUCUGAGUCAAGUAUUUUUCUCAGGUCAUCAGAAUUCUUUCUAUAGCAAGCAUAACUCAGCAGUUAAAAAUAACAGAAAUACUUCCAGCGCUCUCGAUGUUUUCUUUUCCUCCUUUCUUUGUAGGGUGGCAUUAAUUUUCCGCGUGCGUUCGGCUCAGAAGCUUGCACUUUCUGACGGGGUUUUGUUCAGACGCCUAUGCCUUCUCGUGCUGCUUUACUGUAGUUACUUGACUGCCUGGACCGCAUUUCACCCACCCGUUGUUGAAACAGCACGGACAUCUGGUGACCUCAAAUAUGAAAGAUGUGUCGAAAAUUGGUUCAAUCUCACUCUGAUAUUUGGUAAGACCGGAAUAAAAUAGGGAAUAACAUAUUUUGCAAAGACGCUUACGUUUACGUUUAUACAGGUAAUCCACAAAAGCAUAGCCAUCACGUGGAUAUAAGAAAGAAAAAUAAUAAUAAUGCAAAACAAACAAAAUAAACAAGAAAGUUUUAAAUGAAUCAAUAAAUUAAAUUAAUUAAUCAAUGCAUUUAAAAAAUAUUCCAGGCCAGCCUUGAAGCCUUUCAGGUUUGCCUGAGUAAUCACUUCAGCAGGUAGGCUGUUCCACAAGUUUAUCGUACUGGGAAAGAAACUCCCGUUCGCCUAAGUGCCACAGUUCACAGCAAUGUAUCUCGGGGGAUGGUACUGAUGGGUUCUGCUGUAAUGUAGUGGCUGGACAUGUAUUUGAGGGCACCGGGGUAGCCAACACACCCCUGAUUAUCUUGAAGAACAGCAUCAGCCUUGCUCUUCCUCGUCUUAUCGGUAAAGGCUCUCAGUUAAGUUCCUAGAUCAAACGCGUCACUGCCCCUUUCCGGUUCUCUAUCCCAGCAGUUCUCGCAGAGGCGCACCGCCUUGCACUGUGCAGCCUCUAUACUAUUAAUCUGGUACUUUUGAUGUGGUCAAAAUACCAAACUGGUGUAUUCCAAAUGUGGACGUCUGAAAUAGGAAUCGUUUGCGCGUAGGAACACCUACAUGGGAACUCCUAGUGGAUCGAGGGUUUUUGCCAUUCAAAGUGCUUACCAACAUAGACAAAGGGUAAUUUCGUCUGCCAGUUGGGCAACUUAUUGAGAGGUCUUUAUUGCAGUUAGAUAGAAAAUCCUGAAAAUGCAAUCCUGGACAAAAGUCCUUGGGACAGUGAUGCAGUAUUCAUAAUUUCCCGUUAUUUCUGGGUGCCUUCAUAAAACAGUACAUCCUUCUCGAAAAUUGCUUAAAGUUCUCUCUGCCCCACACCAUACUAACUUUUGUGUGCUGAUCAUGACAUUUUGGUCGACAAUACUGUUUGCAAGACGAUCAAUUAGGAUACUUUACAUUCCAGCCAACCGCAAAAAUUGGUUUAGCAAAUUGAAAACCACUAGACAAUCUCCUCUAAUGAUUCAUUUGCCAACCGAGUGUCUGCUAGCCGUCUAAUUUAACCUAUCAUUACAGGAGAUAUGAUGGUGCUGAUCUGGGGAAUGUGGCUUAGUUACAAGAUUAGAAAUGCCCCACCAGCUUACAACGAGAGUAAGAUGAUCAGCUGGGCCGUUUAUAGCGCCAUGUUUUUCACCAGUUUUCUCAUGGUUGUAAGGUCAGUAUUCCAAUUGUUUUGCUCUGAGCACCCUCGGCCGAUGUGAUGCAAUUAACUGGUUGCUAAACAUCGACACAGAACAAGCGAAAGAGUUACUGUGCAUGUCGCUAUCAUCUUAAGGAUUAGAUCAACUACACAUUCAUGGAUGCGAAGAGAUACUUACGAUUGGGUGAGUGAAAUAAGUUUAUGGAACCACAGAUUACCCUGUAGCCUGCGAACCCAGACAUCUUUCCUUUCGUCGCUUCUCUCCACCCGAGAGUAUAGCGACGACCGGAAAUACGCCUUCGUUCGCAGGCUACAGAUUGCCGACACUGACGGGGCAUUACCUGGGGGACGAGGCGAGGCAUCUACUAUAUUGUGAUGACUUUUCAUUUUCUUAUUUCUCUCUUUCGUUCCGUGAUUUUAGGACAACCACGAAAGGAAACACAAAUCCAGACUUGUUGUACGGGCUGGACUUUGUGCUGAUUCACAUGGAUUGUUCCACCGUGAUAGUUUUCAUGUUCGCUCAUAAGGUAUCGCUCUUGUUCGAUCCACUUUAGUGGUAUGUCUUUGUGCUGUUUUGUCUAAGAUUGUGUCCUUCCCAUUAACUUCUACGUUGCUAGCUCCCUACGGAAAAAGUAUACUUAGCUGGAGAAUGCCCUUGGCAGCUUGGGGUCACGUGAUCUCGGUACUCCUCAGCUAAAUGAACAAGUUGUAAGAAUUUGGGAGAUGUUUUCAACACGGUUAUAUAUAUUAACACCAACGUUUUGCGGUUUUCUGGUAUCUGCUUGGACAGGUUAUUAGAAUCAUUUAUACUCCUCUUUGGCAGAGUAUUGCAAGCAGCAGACUUAGUAUGACUCAAAAUGCUUUAUUGUUUUAUUUUGAUGUUUUUUUCCUAACAAUUUCUUAUCAUACUACUCAUGUCUCAAUUUUUAUUGAAGAAAAAAAUUCACGAGCAGCACACACCUGAAUACAUAUUUCAGUGUAAGAUGUGUAAUUUUCCAGUCAGAGUCUAAAACAACAGCGGCAACGAUCUCCAUUUAUCCCUAGGAAGUUUUCCUUAUCAAAAGAGGCAAUAAAUUUUGGCCUUCUGGAGAGUUUUGCUGUUGCUAUUGCUCUUUCCUGUGUCAAACAAAGGGCCAAGAAUACUUUCAAGUACCAGGGACAACAGUUCUCUAAUGCCGGAGUACAAAGCCACUUUUUAGAAAUAUCGGAUCAAGAGAGAAUUGAUCGCAUACACUGACGGUCACACCUUUUAUUUGCUGUUAGUAUUUACUAGUACGCCGGAUGCGGAGAGCAGUGAACGAUUGUACGUCGUCUCAUAAUAACAUGCUGGUUCCUGAGGAGGAGAUACUUGAAGACCAAAGUGCCCAUCAGGAAGAACAGUCGCUGAGAAUAGAGAAUCAAGAACUUAAGGUACCACUAGAACGUUAUGGAUGAGAAUCAUCAAUGCAGUAGCGUAAGAGAAAGAAAGAAGAGAGAGGGGAAGUUGAGGGAGAAAUAAGAUGGGUGCAAACGUUUUUGAUUUGAAAAUUUUGUUUUUAAAAAAUGUUACUCUCUGAGGAAAUGAAUUUUUAGACAAAAUCAUGCCAGCUAAGCGAGUAAUUGGGUGAUUCUUUUCAAAGGAAAUUUUGCCAUAGAUAAAACUUCACAGAGCUGUAUUAUUGCCUUGGUUAUGACUGUUAAUACCUUAAAGGUCAAUUCCUUUACAUGCUGUCUGAGGGCGGGGUCGUAUAAAUAGUCAAAAGCGUGGGUUAAAGUUAAUCGCAUUACAAGCAGUUCAAAAUUCCUAAAUCACCAAAAACAAGUCUUCAAAGUACGAAAAACCUUCGAGCCACCUUAGUAACAGAGCGGAGUGGGAAACACGGAAUGUGUAUCUAGAAGUAUGUAAAGUAUAGUGUAAUCUGCUGUUUAAGGAAAUAAUGCCACUGUAAAAAUUACAGAAGUAACAUUUCUUUUGUAUGUAGGAAGAGAUAAGACGAUUAAGAGUCAAACUGGCUACGCUCCAGUCCACCUUAAUGAAAGAAGAUAAGCAUCAUAUGAAAAAGCUAAGUGGCGGAGGAACAUUUAUCCGUAGAAAGAGUGCUUUCACCCUGUCACGUAAAGGAGAGGGACAUGUUCAUAAUAUGAGACGGCAUUCGCUUCAGUUAGCGCCCACACUACAGGAUCUUUGUAAGGGCGGACGUGAAAUCUCACAGGAGGGACCAAACAAGAGAGGAGAGUUGAGGGGGGAUUGCAACUCAGAGCUUAUUCCAGAGUUUAUUGAAAUGGGCCGCGAUAUCCUUUGUCCUCAGGAACUGAACCAGUCUGCUGCGUUUCUCUAUUCUGACAGCCUACACAGCAGAAUCUACCAUCCCAGCGGACCAACAUAG
Messenger RNA from Porites lobata, 18424 nucleotides. The record is from the annotation of a GenBank genome assembly. Lineage: Eukaryota; Metazoa; Cnidaria; Anthozoa; Scleractinia; Poritidae.